Messenger RNA from Asterias rubens (European starfish), 3404 nucleotides. RefSeq names its product transcription factor CP2-like. Lineage: Eukaryota; Metazoa; Echinodermata; Asteroidea; Forcipulatida; Asteriidae. The transcript has 16 exons. Gene Ontology annotation, molecular function: DNA-binding transcription activator activity, RNA polymerase II-specific; RNA polymerase II cis-regulatory region sequence-specific DNA binding. Gene Ontology annotation, biological process: regulation of transcription by RNA polymerase II. Gene Ontology annotation, cellular component: nucleus. The coding region runs from base 167 to 1708 and encodes 513 amino acids. The record is from RefSeq and is a predicted model, not a curated record.
UACACAAAUUGAUGGCUUUCGUCGUGGGCUUUUCUGUUAGUUUUCAACAUUUUGUUUACUGACGCUAGUUAUAGUUCUUCUGAGGCGUUUAAGGAAUUGUGGCAUCAUUGUUGUGUUGGCAGUUGUUUGCUGAGCUGUGUCCAUCAAUAUAUAUCCAGAAGAUUUGAUGUCUUUGUAUCAAUCCAGACAAGAAAGUGAUUCCAAGAUGUCGUGGAGGUUGCAACUCGAUGGCGGCUUGGCUGCCGAUUUUGAAUCCAACCUGAGUGGUCUUGGGACAGAGCUUGGUACUGCAGCUUACAAUAUGAGUGAGGUUCUUGCGCUGCCAAUAUUCAAACAGGAGAAUGUCGAAGAUGGCUUUCAGUGCAUAUUAAAUGCAGCCACAUCACCAGCAACCAAGGUUAAUGAAGAAACACUUACAUACCUCAACCAGGGCAAGUCAUAUGAGCUAAGACUGAAGAAAUUAGGAGACAUCUCACAGUACGAAGGCAAACUAUUGAAGAGUGUGGUCCGUGUCCUCUUCAACGACAAAAGACUACAGUACGCAGAGUCUGAGCAGCUAGCCUCCUGGAGAAGUAACCGGCCCGGGGAGCGCCUCCUUAGGAUUGAUGUCCCCCUCUCACACAACCUCAUCGACUCCAACUCUAACACCAACAACCUCAAUUCAGUGGAGUUCCUCUGGGAUCCUCAUCAAAUCGUCAGCUGCUUCAUUCAGGUUAACUGCAUCAGUACAGAGUUUACUCCCAAGAAGCAUGGUGGUGAGAAAGGUGUGGUGUUCAGGGUCCAUGUGGAUACCCACGUACAUGAUAAAGAACAUGAGAAACCCAUUCACUCUGCAAGCUGCCAGAUCAAAGUCUUUAAGCCUAAGGGAGCUGACAGAAAGCACAAGACAGACCGAGACAAGAUGGAAAGAAUAUCAGACUCGGAAAAAGAGAAAUAUCAUCCCUCGUACGAGUGUACGGUUCUCACUGAGCAAAACUUACAGCUGAGUUUGACGGAAAACAAUGGGAAGGUACAGAGUCCAAUAGAGCUUGAGUGGUUAAUGAGAAGUCCUUUAAUGUCCAAUCACUCAUCAACGAACACUUUGCCACCGGACAGUUCCCCAGUCCCCCUUCAUCUCAGAAAUAAUUCACCAAUCUUUCAGCACGAUGACACAUUUAGUUCAUUUGAUGAAUCAUUUAACAACCACUCCAUAGGCAGUGAUGCGGGUGAUUCAGCUGGUGGUGCCAGUAACUUUGUGGGAACUCCUUCGGCAGGUACAAGUAUUCAGGAAACUCAAGAAUGGUUGAAACAGAAUCGGUUUGGUGCAUACACCAAGCUUUUUGAAAACUUUGCAGGUUCUGAUCUUCUCCGGCUUGCCAAGCAAGACCUAAUUCAGAUAAUGGGACCAGCUGAUGGCAUCAGGUUGAACAAUGCACUGCAAAAAAGGCAUGUGAGACCUCGACUUACGUUAUAUGUAUGUCAAGAACAUGAGCAAGUAUACCAUGCAUUGUAUCUGGAUAUGCAGACAUUGGGGGAGCUGAAAGCCAAACUAGCGACCCUGUACAGCAUUGCACCAGAACAAAUCUCAACGAUACUCCGGCAAGGGCCAACGGGAAUACGUGUCCUGGUUAGCGAUGAGAUGGUUGAAAAUGUCAAGGAGGAGAGUCUAUUUUCACUUCAAGCAAUCAAAGGAGAGGUAAUGAAUAGCUACACGAUCAUCAUGACAUGAGGUGACUCAAGACAUAACUACACGUACACCGGGAGGCUGUUCUUCACUUCAAAUCAACGUCACACACAGGACCUGUUGAAGAUUGACGACUGUACUCUUCAUGAAUGGUUUUUAAAAUUACCUUUCAAUUAUUAUUAACACUGAAGUAGUUUGAGGUAAGCCUGGGCGACAAGUGUGACUAGUUUUGAAGUCACAACUGUUGAUUGCUUCUUCAACUAAGCGGUUAUUUGUGCCGCUGCGACUAAUGAUUGCUUAGUCGAGUCGCGAUUACCAUUAUCCAACUACUUGGUUAUUCGUGUCGCCCUGACUACUACAAAUAUAGUCGCGACUUCCUGCGUGCUGAACCAAUUGUGUAAUUUCUUCUCUGAUGUCGAGCAUCUCAAAAAGUCCCAUAAAGUGUUUUCUUCAAGGGCCAACCCUUCAAAGUAUGCAAUUAAUACCAAUGUUGUAUGAUCACUUUAUGGAAAUCAGGCUAAAGUAGGAAGAAUAUUAAGCCCGGGAAGCUCACUUUGAAUUACGGACCACAUUUUGAUAAAAUAGAAAUUAUCUUAAAAUUAAGUAUUACAUGUAGGUAGAAAUCAUUGGCUUUGUUUUCCUGCAGAAUUGAUUUAAAAAAAAGUCUAACCACAUUUUUCUCAUACCCAUGAUCAUGAUGAUGACAUUGGUUCAAAAAUCUUAACGUGCAAAAUCAUGAAGAAAUGAUAAUCAUUUGAGAGGCGAGGAAAUGGAACCAAGGUUCAUGGUUUAACAAUAUGCACAGCCACAAUCAUGGGUACACUUUUUGUUACAAAGACACCAAAUGAUUUACAGAUAUAUAAAGUAACUCUUUGCAGAUCUUGUAUUCGACAAACUCAACAAACUUUUUAAACACCUUUGACACAGCGAUUGUCAUUUGAUAUACAAAUAAGGUAUGUAUAACUGCUGAGAUAACCGCUACUGUACAUGUACAUCAGUGGUUUUCAAAAUGGUGCUCAUGUGUAAUCGGAAAAAAAAAAUGUGUACCCAUGAUUGAGGCUUUGCACAGUAGCAUUUGACGUUUGGUUUUUCCUCUGUUCAAUAGAGGCAGUUGCUACGUGUACAUUAUGUCUCAUGGUUCGGGGCAAGCUUUUGCAUAGUUACAUAAGACAGCUAACACCCAAACACAAUAAACCGAUCCAUUAGGCUCCUCCCACGACGUACGUGUGAGCAAGAAAACAAUGCCUCCAAUGCCUUUCUGCACAACUCUGCUGUAUGCGCCAAGCAUACGCGCACGCAUGUCAGGCUUUAUUUGUCGGACCUUCUUUGCGUUGUAAUUGGUCAAUACGCACUGGGGCGAACCUUAAUGGAGCGUUUAGUGACGUUGUACCAGAAAUGAUUCAAAUCUAGCUUGUAGAUACUUAUCAUGAAGUUCCCAGGCCUGAUAGUGUGAGGAAUUUAAAUUUGAGCACUUAAUGACAUUGUGCCAGACAUUAUUGUAAUCUAACUGGUAGACACCGUACUGUUAAAGGUUGGUACAAGAACUUUGGCACAUACUGUGCUGCAUGCAACAAACUGUUUCAUAUUACGUCAUUUUGUCAUGCCAUGAAACAAGUCUGUUGUGUAUGAUAAUCAAGUUUAUUUGUUCACCAUAAAAAUAGGUAAUGGAUCUGGGCCCAAUUUCAUAGAGCUGCUAAGCACAACAAAUUUGCUGAGCGUGAUAUUUCUUCCUUAAUAUAAA